GCAACACAAGUGUUUGCUUGUUGUCCCAUACUGUGCAGGAUUAACUGUGAGCUGCAGAUUAGCUAGUUUACCUUCAUGCCGGUUCAACAGGUGGCUAGUCUGACAGGAUGCAUCCCAGGAGAGCUUAGGAGGGAUUUGUCCGGACACAAUCGGCCUACGUGAACAGCCCAGUGCUGGAUGCUAUCCUUUUCAUAAGGGUCUCCAUUCUUCUCAUGCGUGACUCACUAAUCCAGGCAAAACCCAUUAAGUGACACUCCGGUAGACAGGAAGAGAUAGAUUGACAGUCUGUAUUUAAAUCACUUCUCUAUGAGAAGACGUGUGAGAUUGUGAACAGUUUGCUUCUACACGUUUCAUGUGACAUGAAACUCCAUCAAAUUCACUUUAACAAAGAAGUCAGUGAUUCUCUUUCAGUUUUCAGAUCAAUACAUUUCAAUUAUUAUUGUAUUAAUUAUUUUCUUUCCUUCCUGUUUCAUAGUUCAAUAAAUAUUUUUAAAUAUUUCAUGUUCUAAUCUAACAAUUGUAUAUUAUUUUAAAGACCGUAAUCAAGUGUUGAGAUGCAAAUAUUAAUAUAUUUCUAAUUAAUUUGUCUUGUGUUGUUCUGUCACAUAACUAAGAAUAUAGAAGUGUAGUAAAUGAUUCUGAGGGACAUACAAGAGAGGGUCCCCGGAUGUUCUCUAUAUUCUUUAAUAUAAAAAUAAUUGAGCUCUAAGUGGUUUCUGGAGACCUGAGUGGAGCUUCUCGCUGAAUGUUGAGUGAAACCACUAGAGGGGGACAAACUUUGUGACGAUGCUCCAGAGUGUCAACCAGAGAAGAAAAGCACGGAUGCUAAUUGCAGCAGGUGAAGGAGGCUCGUUGCUCACCUUGAAGAAGAGAAGCUGGAAAACGACUUCAAAGAUUUUGCGUUUUACUGCAAAAAUCACAAAAGCUGCAAAUCCUGUGGGAGGCCACACACUUCAUCUCAAUUCAGCCUGGAGCCAGCAGUCUGCCAGAAGUUAAGGACCGACUCUUUGACCUCCCUCCCCCUCUCCGUGCUCCUGUCCGAACGUGCUGAUCCCCCACCGCCCCCCCCCCCCCUUCCCCCGACUGGUCGUCAGCAUGACAAAGCACUGGCCGGAGCAGAUCUUCUCAGCACCACCCGUUCUGUCCCACUGUGGAGAACAUCACGACCAUCAACUUGACUUCCACAGAAAUGAGCAGCACAGUUUUCCUCCCAGCGGUGUAGCGCGGAGCUCUCCUGGCCAACAUUGGCCUCACCACCUGGCUCAGAUGGUUCCACAGCAGUUGUCGCGCUUGGAGAAACCCGCCGCGCGUCUUGAACACCUCACCAGCGCCACAGCAUUCAUGGAUACAGUCGUACCACCGGGCUCAUCGUACCAGAAUCCUCAAUAUGCUCACUUUAAACAUGAAACCAUUACCCAGGACUCGCGGAACAGUGUGAAGGGGAAGAGUAGCACCAGCAGCGUGAAGAAAAAGAACUAUCAGCGGUAUCCAAAACCACCGUACUCGUACCUCGCUAUGAUUGCGAUGGUCAUCCAAAGGUCUCCAGAGAAGAAACUCACGUUAUCUGAGAUCCUGAAGGAGAUCAGUACUCUCUUCCCAUUCUUCAAAGGAAACUACAAGGGCUGGCGGGACUCUGUGCGACACAACCUCUCGUCCUAUGACUGCUUUGUGAAGGUGCUGAAGGACCCGGGGAAACCUCAGGGCAAAGGUAACUUCUGGGCAGUGGAGUUGAGCUGCGUUCCUCUGGAGCUCCUCAAGAGGCAGAACACAGCUGUCUCGCGCCAAGAUGAGACCAUCUUCGCCCAGGAUCUGGCCCCCUACAUCCUGCAGGGAGACAAGCCAGAAUCUGAGCCUCCACCUCUGUCGGUCACCAACCUCCCUCUCAUGCGCUCAAGAAACCCCUCCCCCCCACAGGAGGACUUGUUCCGGCCCAAGCUGGACUCGUCCUUCGCCAUCGACUCUCUGCUGCACAGCCUGCGGCCGCCCAGCGCCUCUGGGGAUGUAGAUAUGUCUACCAGGGAUUGCUGGGGCAAGGUGGAGCGGCCUCGGCCUUCUCCUCCACGCCCUCGCUACGCCUCCUCUGCCCGCAGUGCGUCUGCCAGCUCUGCCAGCCCGGCCUCCACCUCCUCCUCUGAUGAGGAAUGGAAAGGGAUGGCUCUGUCGGGGAAGCAUGUUCCUCUUGAUGGAGAAGCCGGGUCAGAUGGUUAUGAGGACUACAGACCACCACUGCACAAGUCAGCCCGACGGGAUACUGCUGCCCCUCCAUGGGAGCUCCCGACCUCCUACGCCAAAUAUGCUCCCCCCAAUGCUGUGGCCCCCCCCAGCAUGCGGUUCAACGGAGGUCCUCUAAUGCCCCUGCAUAGCGGACUUCCCCUGUACGGCUAUGGCAGCUCUCCUGUGACACCGGGUCACUUCUUAGGUCACGCCUAUUGGCCCAUCCUCCCCAGCGGACGAGUUUCUGUCCAAGCCCCCCCCCUCAUCAUGGACCUUGACAACAUGUUGCAAUCUGUGCCUCCGAACAAGAGUGUGUUUGACGUGUUGGUACCGACCACUCAGAACUCUCUCCCACAUCAUCAACCACCCAGUCAGUACAGCCUGCAGAACGGGCCUCACCUGAACAGGUAUCCUCAGUACUGACGGAGAAACUGACUUGUUUCCUCGUACUGUUACUGCACGGAUGCUAACCCUGUGUUUAGUCUCAAUCACUACCUCCAGCUCAAGAGAUGUUCACUGUCUAAUGUGCAAAAGGGCGCUGAACUAAUUCAUGUUUUUAACAAGAUGAAAAGUCACAGUGUGUCAUCGAUGUGUGAAGUAUUACACAACAACGUUUCUACCUCAGGCUUUCAAUGGUGUGUGUGUGUGUGUGUGUGUGUGUGUGUGUGUGUGUGUGUGUGUGUGUGUGUGUGUGUGUGUGUGUGUGUGCGACUCCAGGUUCUUUGCACUGCCAAUCUUAUUUGCACUGUUUAUUUUUUAUUGCCAUGAAUUUGUUUUCUUACACAAAUAGUUUUUGCAUCUUGUCUUCCUAAUGUGACUUCUGAAUGUAUUGUUGGAUUUAAUCUUGAAUUUUACAGUUGUGAGAAAUGAGUGAGGAUGUUACAGUAAAUAUAAGCUACAGAAUAUCAAAUGCAAUAUGUUUCUUCAGUUUAUCCUG
Molecule: messenger RNA, 3151 nt
Organism: Cottoperca gobio
Lineage: Eukaryota; Metazoa; Chordata; Actinopteri; Perciformes; Bovichtidae
Gene: foxh1
Product: forkhead box H1
Exons: 6
Coding region: 1096-2637 (513 amino acids)
Biological process (GO): transforming growth factor beta receptor signaling pathway; positive regulation of transcription by RNA polymerase II
Cellular component (GO): activin responsive factor complex
Molecular function (GO): DNA-binding transcription activator activity, RNA polymerase II-specific; transcription cis-regulatory region binding
Source: RefSeq, a predicted model, not a curated record